AUGAGGUCGCAGGUUGCACUGCUGCUCUUUUGCAUGUUCUUUAUUGCAGCUCACAUACAAUCUGCCAGUGGGCUAAAGUGUUACUCCUGUGAGGGGAGCGACUGCUCGAAAACAAAAGAAUGUGGGACAUUGGAAAAUCGCUGCUACUCUGCUACAGGUAAAGCAGAAGGCCAAACAGUUUCCAUUAAAGCAUGUGUAAACGAGGCCUCCUGCACUGUGGAUGGUAUUAAAAGGAAUUUUGUUCUAAAGACUUGCGGAAUGGCAGAGCUGUGUCUAUCAGGGAGUUUAAACCUGGGAUCAGUAAGGGUCACCAACAAUGCUAACUGCUGCCGCACUGACCUCUGCAACAGUGGAACACUACCAGCACAGUCAGCCAACGGGAAAAAGUGUUUCACAUGUGAUAACAACGACUGCUCAAGGACAGUGAACUGUGAGGGAAAUGAAGAUUGCUGCAUCACUGCUACAGUUCAACAAGGGAGCAACAACGUUUUCAUGAAAGGAUGUGCAACCAAGAACGUCUGCGAUGUGGCUAAACUUCCCACUCAGCCGGGGUUUACUUUGGGACAGGUGACCUGUUGUGAGGGGAACUUGUGUAACAGAGCUGGGACAUUUACACUGAGUUUCAUGAUCAUGUUGGUUCCUCUGCUCUCCUCGAUCUACUCUCUGUACUGUUCAGCACAGUCACUAAAGUGCUAUGAAUGCACAACUUUCCUUAAUGGAGCGUGCUCUUCAGAUACAGUGUCCACCUGUAUGAAUCAGUGCGCUAGUGUGACUACUACCGCCAACUCAUAUGGCAUUAAGACGGAUGUGGUUCUAAAGACUUGUGGAUCUCCAGCGGUGUGUACAACUGGGAGUAUGAACUUGGGAAUUGUAAAGGUCACCAGUAAUGCCAAUUGCUGCAAUACUGAACUCUGCAACACUAAUGCACCACCAGCUCUAAAACAGUCAGUCAAUGGGAGAAGGUGUUACACCUGUGAUGCAUUUGGCUGCUCAAAAACAGUGAACUGUGAGGGAAACGAAGACCAAUGCAUCACUACUACAGUUCAACAAGGGAGCAACAAAAUUUCCAUGAAAGGAUGUGCAACCAAGAACAUCUGCGAGGUGGCUAAGUACAGCGCUCAGUUUACUACGGGACAGCUGACCUGCUGUGAGGGGAACCUGUGUAACGGAGCUGGGACGUUUACUCUGAGUUUCCUGAUUCUGGUGGUUCCUCUGCUCUCCACCAUCCUCCUCCACUGAGCUCUCCACUGAUG
Messenger RNA from Trichomycterus rosablanca, 1253 nucleotides. Its product is annotated as urokinase plasminogen activator surface receptor-like. The record is from RefSeq and is a predicted model, not a curated record. Bases 1 to 1239 code for a protein of 412 amino acids. NCBI's taxonomy places the organism in Eukaryota, Metazoa, Chordata, Actinopteri, Siluriformes, Trichomycteridae. The transcript is spliced from 10 exons.